GUGGAAUCUCGCGACUUGAUGGACGGGUACCUCCGCUUCCGCCAAAAGUGCAAGGAAUGGCAGACGGGACAUGACACCCUGCUCCGCAUGCUCUCGUCCUUCCAGAGUCAAGUGGAGUCCAUGCGAGGGAAGCUCUCCGACGAGGACACUCUCAUGCUGAAUCGGCCAAUGGACCCAUUCCGUUUGGAAGAGCUGUUCGUGUCCAUUCAAGAAAUGCCGCCAAAGUUGGAGUCGAUCCUCCAUGACAUGUACGACAUCUACCACGACACGAGGAAUGCAUCAAGUCACGACAGCAAGAAGGAACAUGGAGCUCCAUGCUCCCGCCGCGACUAUAUUGGAUUCGUCGGCGUUGAAGUGGACAUGUAUGAAGCGGAAUUCCAGCACAUCGAAGCGGUAGUGAACUCCCUGCAUUUCGACACUCCUAGCAACGUCUGGAACACGUACAUCACGUCCCUAUCCACCCAGCCCUUCCUCGACAUGGAUGUCCUUUCUGCCAUCACAGAGAAACAUAACUUUUCGUAUCGGCAUCGUACACGUCAACUGCCAUGAUAAUAUACAUGGAUUACCACG
This is a messenger RNA of Aphanomyces astaci, 570 nucleotides long. RefSeq lists its product as hypothetical. The coding region runs from base 19 to 549 and encodes 176 amino acids. The record is from RefSeq and is a predicted model, not a curated record. The transcript has 3 exons. NCBI's taxonomy places the organism in Eukaryota, Oomycota, Saprolegniomycetes, Saprolegniales, Verrucalvaceae.